AUUCCAUCUCCAGGACAUUCGUCAAUUUGUCACUUUUUAGAAAUGGCUUCUCUUAAAUUUGUCCGCUCGGUCUGGGAGUCCUUCCGAGCUACCUCGGGUCUGGAGCCUCGGCUAUUGAAUAAUCUCCGUGUUACAGCCGCCAGGCCCGGUGUGGUCAACUUUGAGCUGGAUAUUCAGAAGGAGCAUACAAACCGCUUGAAUAUCCUCCAUGGAGGCACCAUUGCAAGCAUGGUUGACCUCGGAGGCUCGUUGGCUGUGGCAUCUCGCGGCUUGUUCGCGACGGGUGUGUCAACAGACCUAAAUGUCACAUACUUGAACUCAGGUGGCAAAGUUGGUGACCGAAUCCUGGCCGAGGUGACCUGUGAUAAAUUUGGCAAGACUCUUGCUUUCACGAACAUCAAGUUCACGGACCCCAAUGGACAUGUCGUUGCCCGUGGGAGCCACACGAAAUACGUGGCCCAGGCUUGGAAGGAUCCCAAUAAUAUUGUGGAGGAAAUGAACAAGCUCAAGGACCAAUGAGAGCGAAAUCGGGUAUUACGAUCGAUGAAACCGGAGCGUUUUGGUCGAACAAGUCUCACAUUUACUUCAAGUCAUUGAGAACAUUGAAAGACGCCCGAAGAGAAG
Penicillium crustosum is the source of this 624-nucleotide messenger RNA. Its product is annotated as PaaI family thioesterase. NCBI's taxonomy places the organism in Eukaryota, Fungi, Ascomycota, Eurotiomycetes, Eurotiales, Aspergillaceae. The record is from RefSeq and is a predicted model, not a curated record. The coding region runs from base 43 to 519 and encodes 158 amino acids. The transcript has 10 exons. Gene Ontology annotation, molecular function: fatty acyl-CoA hydrolase activity.